Messenger RNA from Exophiala spinifera, 690 nucleotides. RefSeq lists its product as uncharacterized. The coding region runs from base 1 to 690 and encodes 229 amino acids. Lineage: Eukaryota; Fungi; Ascomycota; Eurotiomycetes; Chaetothyriales; Herpotrichiellaceae. The record is from RefSeq and is a predicted model, not a curated record. The transcript has a single exon.
AUGACGACCACGUGGCGCGACACAUAUCUCUCGGCCUUGCAAGAACGGCAGAAAGUUGAACAAGCCAACCUGACGCUCUACGACUACUGCACCAAACUCGCCGACGAAAAAGCUGAUCUCCAAAAAAAUGCGACCGCGGCCCAGAUUGCAGCGGCAGGAGGACCAGAGGAUGCCGAGCAGCAGUCACCACCACCAUCAUCAUCACCAGCAGCAGCAGCAGCAGCAGUGACCCAGCCAUCGUACCUGGGAAUAGGCAUGGGCAUAAUGCGAGUGACGUCGCCCACGGCCGCUGCCGCCCGUCCGGACUCACCGACAGUCGCGCAGAUUCGUCAGGACCUAGCCAGGGCGCAACAGGAGCGUGGCGACCUGCAGACCCGUCUCGAGAGGGCGGUCCACGACCUCGACGCGCUCAAGGCCAGGGCCAAAGGCGACGCCAGGCGCAUCGCCCAGCUCAACGCCAGCCUGGCGCAGGUCACCGUCAAACUGCGCGACAGGGAGGAAGAACUGCGCGGCAAGGCGAAACUGAUUGAGAACGUGCAGGACGAGAACGUGACGUUGAAUCUCCAGCUCAACAUGGCCGAGGAGCGGUCCGACACGCUGCGGCGGGAGAACAAGGAGCUCGUCGAUCGCUGGAUGGCCCGCAUGGGCAAGGAAGCCGAUCGUAUGAACGAGGAGAACAGAUUCGAAUGA